AUGGUGGAGGGGCCCUGCGGCUGGGAUUUGCUGACCUUCGUGCUGGACGAAGGCCGCACGGCUUGCGUGCUGCACCGGGAUGGGCAAUGGCUUUCUUUUGACCGCAGCUGUCCCCAUGCUGGCAUCGAUCUUCUUGGCGGAGAUCUCGAGGACCUCUCCGAGCUGGGAGCGGGGGUUGUGGUGGCUUGCCCGGCUCACACCUACCUCUUCGACCCAGUUGUUGGCACUUGCCUUUGGGAUGCCUCACGUGGUCUGCCGGAGACCCCGCCGCUGCAAACUUAUGAGGUCACUGAGAGUUGCGGCAACAUCCGCGUACGCCCGAGACCACUGCCGGCACGACCAUCCAGGGAUGAGUGGGAUCAGGCACGAGCAGAUCAGCUGCAGCUCGCUGCGGUGGACAAAGCGUUGGAGAGGAAAUUUCCUGAUUGA
Messenger RNA from Symbiodinium natans, 429 nucleotides. NCBI's taxonomy places the organism in Eukaryota, Dinophyceae, Suessiales, Symbiodiniaceae. The record is from the annotation of a GenBank genome assembly.